AAUUAUAACCUGAGGUCACUAAAGAAGCAACGUUACAGCAAAGUUCUCUAUAUUAUAACCUGUCACAAUUAAAGUUUCAGUUAAAGUUGAAGAUUGCAAAGGAGUAUAGGUAGUGCACUCCACUUGUUUGAUACAAUGCCACACUCAGAAUUUCGAAGUCCGAUUGCUGCAAAUAUAGGUGUUGAUGACAAAAGUUGGAUGGCUCUCCCCCAUUCAAGUCUAGAGUUUUCUACCGGAGUAGAAUAUUUUUUAGACAAAGCAUUUGAAAGAGCAGCUCAAGGAGAUGAGAUUCUUUGUCCUUGCAUAAAAUGUAAGAAUCGUUAUUGGGCAAUAAGAAGCGUGGUGAAUGGCCAUUUAGUUUAUCAUGGUUUUGUUAAAGGAUAUACACAAUGGGUUUUUCAUGGGGAAGGCUUCACACCCGAAGUGCCAAAAGUGACUGAAGAUAUAAGUAUGGAUGAUGGAGAUGACAUUGAAAAUUUGUUACAGGAUACUUUUAGAAAUAUGUCAGAUGGUCCGACAGCCGAUGCAAUAAAGUUUUUUAUGUUAGUUAAAGAAGGGCAACAAGAGCUUUAUCCCGGGUGUAAGAAUUUCACAACUCUUUCUUUCACUAUUCGGUUAUAUCUCUUCAAGUGCUUGAAUGGAUUAAGUAAUAAAGCUUUUGGUGAUCUCUUGGAGUUGUUAAAAGAGGCCUUUCCUGAUGCAAAAUUUCCAGAUUCUUUUAAUGCAGCAAGAAAAAUUAUAAGGAAUUUGGGUCUCGACUAUGAAAAAAUACAUGCAUGUCCUAAUGAUUGUAUGCUAUUUUGGGAUCAACACAAAGAUGUUAGUCAUUGUUUGACUUGUGGGGCAUCUAGGUGGAAACUUGAUAAGAAUGUCCAAGGCGAUAAUACUGAUUCUUCUUCUGCUAGCCAAUAUCAAGUUCCAGCUAAAGUCUUGAGAUACUUUCCUUUAAAACCGAGGCUUCAGAGGUUGUACAUGUGUUCUGAAACGGCCACUGCAAUGAGAUGGCAUGCGAUUGAGCGUCCUAAAGAUGGAAAACUGAGGCAUCCUGCUGAUGGCCAAGCUUGGAAAGAUUUUGAUUCUCUGCAUUCUACGUUUGCACAAGAUCACAGGAAUGUUAGAUUAGGUUUAACUAGUGAUGGGUUUAAUCCAUUUCGGACUAUGAGCAUUUCUCAUAGCACAUGGCCGGUGGUUUUAAUCAAUUACAACUUAGCACCAUGGAUUUGUAUGAAACCAGAAUAUUUCUUUUUGUCCUUACUUAUUCCAGGUCCAAGUUCCCCUGGAAAGGAUAUUGAUGUUUAUAUGCAGCCCUUGAUCAAGGAAUUGAAAGAAUUGUGGGAGGAUGGAGUUGAAACAUAUGAUGUAAGUGUGAACCAGGCCUUUUUCUUGCGUGCAGCCUUGACGUGGACCAUUAGUGAUUUUCCAGCAUAUGCAAUGUUGUCAGGUUGGAGCACUAAAGGUAAAUUAGCAUGUCCUUCUUGUAACCAUGAAACUUCUUCUCAAUAUCUCAAGUAUAGUAGGAAGACUUGUUAUAUGGGUCAUCGGAGAUUUUUAGAUGCUAACCAUAUAUGGCGAUUUGAUGAUAAGUCUUUUGAUGGUCAUGUUGAGUUAAGAGGUGCACCUUCUAGUUUGUCAGGAACCGAAGUUGUAAGAGAACUAUCAGAUUUUGAAAAUGUAUUUGGAAAAAAUCAAAAGAAGAAAGCAAAUGAUGGCCCUUGGAGAAAGAGAUCAAUAUUUUUUGAAUUGUCGUAUUGGGAACAUAAUACUUUGCGACACAAUUUAGAUGUCAUGCACAUUGAGAAAAAUAUAUGUGAUAGUAUUUUGGGCACAUUGUUGGAUAUUUCAGGAAAGACAAAAGAUCACUUGAAUUCUCGAUUUGAUUUGAAAGAAAUGGGAAUAAGAGAAGAGCUUCAACCUAUUUUCUUAGCUGAUGGAAAAGUUAAGUUGGCAAAAGCAGGGUUUUCAAUGACAGAGGAAGAAAAGAUGCUCUUUUGCACUGUUUUAAAGGAAGCAAAAUUACCCCAAGGAUGUGCAUCAAAUAUAUCUCGAUGUGUGCAGCUUAAGGAAAAGAAAAUUUCUGGGUAUAAAAGUCAUGAUGCUCAUUUUAUCUUGCAUUUUCUGAUUAAAGUUGCUGUGAGGAAAACAUUGCCUAAACCCAUUGCAAUUCUAUUAAUCAAGUUCAGUGACUUCUUUCGAGGUGUAUGCAGUAAAGUCAUAAGCUUAGCGGACCUAGAGAAAUUGCAAGCAGAAAUAGUUGAGAUACUUUGUCGACUUGAAAUGCAUUUCCCACCUUCUUUUUUUGAUAUAAUGGUGCAUUUGCCCAUACAUUUGGUGGAAGAAAUUAAACUUGGUGGCCCAGUUCAUUGCCGAUGGAUGUAUGGAGUUGAGAGGGAUUUGUGUAUAUUGAAGGCAAGUGUUCGUAAUCGUAGUUGUCCAGAAGGUUCUAUUGCAGAAGGUUAUCUAGCUGAAGAGUGCCUAGUGUUUUGUUCUAGAUACAUGCAUGAUGGUGUGAAGACAAGAUUUAGUAGAUAUUGGUGGAAUGAUGAUAGAAUUACAUCCAUCGAUGUAUCAUUGCCUAUUUUCCCUAAGAUAGGUCAUCCUAUUGGAGGGAAGAAAAAAAGACAGGGGAAGGCAUUUGCUUUAGAUCAUAAAUUACUAGAGCAAGCUCAUCGAUAUGCUUUGUUCAAUUGCCAAGACAAAAUUGUUGAGAAAUAUAUAAAGGAACAUCAAGACUUAAUUCAACGUCGAAGAAGGGUAAGUAGAUGGGCAAGAGAAAAAAUCCAUAGUCAAGAAUUUGCACAAUGGUUUCAAGGCAAAAUUACAAAUGUAGAAGUUCCAGAAUAUAUUCUAUGGCUAUCAAAAGGACCAAACACUGUUGUUAAGAGGUAUGCUGGAUAUUUCAUCAAUGGGUAUCGUUUUCAUACUAGGAAAAGAGAUGCUCGGUGUAAGACUCAAAAUAGUGGAGUUACUUUAAAAGCACUUACCCCUAGCUUUGCAAGUUCAAAGGAUUCGAAUCCUGUUGUUGGAGACGUCACCUACCAUGGAGCUAUAGAGGAGAUCAUUGAGCUUGAUUAUUGGGGUUAUUUUAGUGUGGUUUUAUUCAGGUGUGUUUGGUUUCAAGUGGAGAAGGAUGAAUAUGGGCUGAAUUGUGUUAACAUCAACAAACUUUGUUAUCCAGAUGAUCCUUUUGUCAUGGCUUCUCAAGUCCAUCAGAUAUUUUAUGUCAAAGACCCAAUUGAAGAAGCACUCUAUUAUGUCAUUGCAAAAGUUCCUAGAGAUUUAUUUGACCUUCAAUAUGAGAAUUGUGAUGCAGAAACAUUUUGGGGAGAGCCUAAUGAAUUGAUAAGUGGUGAUUCACUUGCAACGUCUAGUGAUAAUCCUAUAACUUGGAUUAGAGAAGAUGCUUUUACUGAUAUUUUGGAUGUGCCAUUACAUAUAUUAGAAACACAGCUGCCUUUAGAUAACAAUGAUGAAGAUUCAGAUUUUGAUGAUACUGAUUGGGAUUGGAUGAGUCCAAGUGACUGAUAUUUAGAUUUUUCUUCUUCUUCUUGAUAAGAAUGUGUUAAAAAUUUGAUGUUCAUGCUGGACAAUAUGGUGAUGAAGAGUAGAGCCUCAUUUUUUGGAAUUGUGGUCCUAGUGGAAGAAUGUGUUAAAAGUCUGCAUUUGCUUGCCUGUGACUGAAACUGUUCUUGCUGCUGUUUAUAAGGCUUUGAAUGAUCAGCAUGUACUUCUUGAAGGCACUCUUCUUAAGCCUAACAUGGUUACUCCUGGUUCAAGUGGCCCCAAGGUCUGGCUUUCAUCCAGAUAACUUGAAACAUUUUAAGAGAAAGAAAAAUGGAAAGAAAAAUAUUGUUGAAGUGAGGUCAACAAAAAAAAU
Molecule: messenger RNA, 3874 nt
Organism: Mercurialis annua (annual mercury)
Lineage: Eukaryota; Viridiplantae; Streptophyta; Magnoliopsida; Malpighiales; Euphorbiaceae
Exons: 7
Coding region: 136-3522 (1128 amino acids)
Source: RefSeq, a predicted model, not a curated record